AUGCGUCGCGGCGUCAUCAUCUUCCUGCUCGUCAACUUCCUCAUCCUCUCCUUCCUCGUCCGCAGCGUCUCGACCUUGCUCUCCUUGCUCAUCGAAGAUGCCUCGGCCGAUUCCAUCCACCGCGCCGAGCUCCCCUCGCCCAAUUCCAGCUUGAUCGAACAACGUCCUCAGAUCAUUCCCAAGAUUAUCCACCAGACCUACAAGAACGAGACCAUUCCCGAGGUCUGGAAGGAUGCGCAACGGAGUUGUAUCGAGUUGCAUCCGGAUUAUGAAUACAUCUUGUGGACGAAUGAAAAGGCGCGCGAGUUUAUCGCCCACGAAUAUCCCUGGUUCCUCGACACCUUUGACGGCUACAAGUUCCCCAUCCAACGCGCCGAUUCCAUCCGAUACUUUGUCCUCGCCCACUACGGUGGCACCUACAUUGAUCUCGACGAUGGCUGCAACCGUCGCUUAGAUCCUCUCCUCGCCUACCCCGCCUGGGUGCGCCGCACCGCGCCCACGGGGAUAUCCAAUGACGCCAUGGGCUCGGUCCCCCAACACCCGUUCUUCCUCCGCGUGAUCGAGCUGUUGCAGUCCUACGACCGCAGCUGGCUGCUCCCCUACAUCACCGUCAUGUAUACCACGGGUCCCCUCUUCCUCUCCGUCAUCUGGAAGGAGUACAUGCACGAGCGCAUCACCGAGGCCGGGCGCGUCCGCAUCCUCAUGCAGGACGAGUACAACCGGUACUCGUGGAGCUUCUUCACCCACCACGUCGGCAACAGCUGGCACGGGUCCGACGCCCGGUUGAUCUUCUGGAUGGGCCAGCAUUGGGUCUUCCUCACCCUCCUCGGCUGUAUCCUCGCCGGCACGGUCGGGUUCGCCGCCUGGUGGAUGUACGGGCGGCUCAUGCUGCUGGGAUCCAAGUACCGCUACCGGUACACCAAGAUCCCAUCGUUCCUGUCGGGGUCCCGCCGCUCCUCCCCGACGCGCCGGGGCGUCAUGCCCACCCUGUUGCGUCGGUCCCUCCGCCUCCGCCGCCCCCUUCUUCGGCCCCCCGCCCACGAUCGCUCCCCGUCCGACGAUGUUCACACCCGCAAGAAGAGAUCCCGUCGAAAUUCCGGCUUCUUCGGCGCCCGGAACCCCAGUCCCGUCCCGGAUGCCGCUGCCAUCCCCCAGAGCCACCGCCGUGCCGGCACGGUCGACUCCCUCCUGGCUCCCAACGGGAUGGUCACCCCUCACGAUACCCUUCGCCCCCGCCGGAAAUCCAUCCAGCAGAAGAAGCGCGCCUCCGUCUUCGGGUCCCUGCGGUCGCUGCACUCCCUCGACGACGACAACCACUCCCUCAAUCGGUCCAAAGCCGCCUCGUCUGUCGUCCUCGACGAUGACGACGGCAUCGGCUCCAUGAUCCUCCACCACGGCGAGGUCCAGACCACCGGCGGCAUGUGGCGCAAGAAGAGCCAGUACCUCGUCCUGACCGAGACCCACCUCGUCCGCUUCAAGAAUCAGAGCAAGGCCGCCGACGUCUUCCCCUCCAUCCCGCCCUCCUUUGCCCGCACGGCCGCAAACCGCCAAUCCAUCGCCUCCGUCAGUUCCGUGCAGGACCCGCAGCUCGCAGCCUCCGCCACGGAUCCCGCCGCCGGCAUCUCCCUGCACAGCAUCGUCGCCGUCUACAUGCUCGACGAUGGUCGCCCCUCCUCCACCGUCGAGGUCGCCUACCUCGACGACCGCGCCCACAAGGCCACCUUCAUCCAGAUGCAGACCCUCGAUCUCCAGGAGCUCAGCCUGUGGAUGGUGGGGAUCCGCUCCGCCGCGGGGCUGGCCCGUGCGUCGCGCCCGCUCCCCUUCGACCCCAAGCCCCUCGAGUAUGGCCUCGAGCAAGCCCUCGCCCACCACCACCCGCGCCGCCGCCGCCGCCGCCGCUGCCCCUCCUCCGACGACCUCACCAAGCUGUCACCCACCGGCUGCUACCUGGCCCUCGGCUCCCACAAGCUCCACCUCAUCCCGCUGCACAAGAUCGUCACCGGCCGCGGUUCCGCCGUCUCCCUGGCCGAUCUCGACGCCUCCGCGGCCGCCUCCUUCGGCCUGAUGAACCUGACCUGCCUGUCCAUGGAGUGGGGGGACGACAGCCUGCACCUGACCUUCCGCGUCCCGCUGCGCCGCCCCUUCUCCGUCUUCCUGGCCUCCGUCCACUCGCUCGAGAUCGCCUGCUGGAUCCGUCGCCAGACCGAGUUCCUGCGGCCCCUCUGGACCCGCCAGCCCUACGACUUUAUCGUCCCGCGCGACCUGCAGAACCACCAGAACUUCCCCCCCGUGGACCUCGAUGAGGACUACGGCUGCUUCGACCGCACCCUGGUCGCCUACUCGGCCAGCUUCGACGUCGACACCUCCAACAUCCGCUACACCAUCGACGACGGCCAGGGCGACGACGCCCCCGGCUUCCGCCUCCUGCCCCCGGCCGGCGCCCCCCGCCAGCGCUACUCCCCGUUGGAGCUGAUCGCCGUGAUGCGCACGCUGCGCUACAACGAAUCCUUCCGCUCCAUCUCCUUCGCCGGCGUGAGCCUCGACGCCCUCCAGGGCGUCCGCGACCCCCACGGCUUCGACACCGACCUGCUGCGGACCCGCGACGGCGACCCCGUCCACAUCCCGGGCCAGGAGAUCCUGUCCGUGCUGUCGCAGGAGAUCCGCGCCCUGGCCCUGCAGAGCCGCUGGCUCCGGCGCCUGGACUUCGCCUACACCUCCGGCCGCAUCCCGACCGCCGACAGCGAGAGCCGGGACCCGGGGUGCGGCAUCCCCGAGGCCCUCUUCCCCGUCUGCCGCCGCGAGAUGACCAACGUCGACUGGAUCGUGCUGACCGGCAUCCGGCUGGGAGACUCCGACCUCGACUACCUCGUCGACGCGGCCUCCCAGCGGGGGAGCCACCUGCGCGCCCUCGAGGUCGGCCACUGCGGCCUGUCCGUCCACGACCUCGACCUCCUGCUGUCGACCACGGUCGCCCAGGGCGCCUCGCUCGAGGCCGUCAACAUCGCCGGCGUCCAGGGCCGCCUCGACCCGGAUCUCCUCCGGCAGUACCUCGGCCACUUCCCCCACAUCCGGACGCUCGACCUGUCGCGCAUCGCGCGUGUGUCCGGCACCGAGCCCCUCCUCUCCGCCGAGACCCUGUUCCACUGGCGCCUGGAGGAGCUCGCCCUGAGCCGCACGGCCCUGAACCGCGAGUCGGUCGACGCCCUGGCCACCUACCUGGCCAGCGACCAGUCGCGCAACCUGCGGGUGCUCCGGCUCGACCAGUGCGGCCUCACGGGCCAGGACGUCGCCCUCUUCCUGCACUCGAUGGCGCUCGCCGACGGGCCGCGCCGCCUGCACCUGCACGUGAACGAGAACCGCCUGGAUCUGGGCUGCGCCUUCCUGUGCGACGCGAUCGCCCAGGACAAGGCCCCGACCCACCUGUCCAUGCGCAUGAUCGACUUCAAGACGGAGGCACAGUUCCGGGAUCUCGUCGAGGCCCUGCGGGUCAACCGCACCGUGACGCACCUGGACAUCGCCAAGGCCUCCCUCCCGGCCGACGCGGGGCCCGAGACGUGCCGGUCGCUGCAGCGGAUGUUCGAGGAGAACGAGACGCUGGAGGACCUGGACAUCAGCGGGGAGAGCGCCCACCUCGACGUGGCGCGGUUCGGCAUCGGCCUGAACCUGGCGCUGACGGGGCUGAAGCGCAACCGGACGCUGCAGGUGCUGCGGGUCGAGCACCAGAAGCUGGGCCUGCAGGGGGCCAGCACGCUGUCGACCGUGCUGGAGGAGAACCGCAGCCUCCGCGCCGUCCACUGCGAGAACAACGACCUCAACCUCCAGUCCUUCACCGUCCUGGUCAACGGGCUGCAGCGGAACCGGACCCUCCUGAGCCUCUCGGGCAUGGAGGGGGAUCGGGCCCGGUCGCUGGAGAAGGUGCGCCGCGAGGUCGAGGGGGUGAAGCGGGACGGCACCCUGGGGCCGAGCUCCUCCACGUCCUCCGCCACGACCGCGAUCCGCCGGUCCCUCCAGGUGGCCAUGACCGGGGGCAGCGGCAAGCACGCGACGACGGGGUCGCGGCUGACCAAGCCGUCCGCCCACUCCCACCCGACCGGUCCGCUGCGGCGGUCGGGCCCGUCGGCGCCGGCCCACCUGGCCGCCGCGGAGACCACGCCCUUCCUCCACCACGACGUGGAGGUCAUCCUCCACGCGCUGACGCAGAAGUGGGACGCCGAGGGCGCGCGCCUGCAGCGGUACCUGUUCCGGAACUACCACCUGGCCCACGGGGGUGACGGGGCCGUCGCCGACGACCUCGACCUCGACGACGGUCGCAGCGAGGGGCGUCCGACCACGGCGACCAGUCUCGCGACGAUGCUGGACCACCUGAAAUUCGAGGUGACCAUCUCCGCCGACGAGGUCGUGUCCUCCUCGCCGCCCACGACAGACCGGCUGCCGCCGUCGCCCCAACCCAGCGACGGGAGCAGCCACCCGAGCUCGCUGGAGCUGGACGGGCGUCUCGACGGGGGUCGCCGGACCGCGGUCAACGCCGGCCAGCGACCGCAGACGGCGCCGUUUGCCGGGCUGGCGGGGCCGGCUGCGCCGACCGUGUGGCCGAGAUCCGGUGCGGCAGGGGGCACGCCAUCCCGACGGCUGGCGGCGCCGGUAUCCCCGCUACCGGCGACGAUGUACAAAACGCGCAGCGUGCGCAGCGCGCGCAGCUCGAGCACGGUGUCGACGAGCACGGGGACGGCAGCCAGUGCGCGAAGCGCAUACGGGACGGCGUCGUCGACGCUGAAGAACUUCCUGACGGGGAGCGGGACGAAGGAGCGACGACGGAUGGAGCAGAUGACGACGCCGGCGGUGUGUGUGUCGGACGAGGGGCCACCCCAGGUGGACUGGACGCCUCCCCACUGGAAUUGGGGAGAGUGA
This is a messenger RNA of Aspergillus campestris IBT 28561, 4908 nucleotides long. Its product is annotated as RNI-like protein. The record is from RefSeq and is a predicted model, not a curated record. Gene Ontology annotation, biological process: mannosyl-inositol phosphorylceramide biosynthetic process. The transcript has 5 exons. The coding region runs from base 1 to 4908 and encodes 1635 amino acids. Gene Ontology annotation, molecular function: mannosyltransferase activity. NCBI's taxonomy places the organism in Eukaryota, Fungi, Ascomycota, Eurotiomycetes, Eurotiales, Aspergillaceae.